UUAAGGUACAAAAACAUGUUUUCCCAAAACAAUUGGUUAGAAGAAAAAUAGUCCCAAUGUAGAAGAGAAGUAGUGUUGCGCAAAUUUAUCCACUCCCCCCGGUUUCCCAUUUCUCAUCUCCGUAUUCACAAAGCCUAGAAAGAGUCUUAUCCACAAUCCAUAGCACCAAUUCCCCAACUGAAAGAGCCACUGCCAGAGCUACAAUGGCGAUGCUCUGUGCUUCCUCCUCUACACCCACUUUCUCUUUACAUUCCUCUCUCACCAAUGGAACCACAAGUAACAGAAGCAUUCCCACAAACUCACUCCUUGUUGCCUUUCCACUCCCACAUUCAAAAUCUUCUUUUCUUCUAACCCAGACCACCAUUCCUCUAACCUCCAACUCCAAGAGGUCGGCCCUUCGAGUGCGAGCUCAAGAGCUGGAUCGUGUCCCUUUGGAACAACGGUGGAUGUUCGAGGGCGACGAGCUCGACGGCCCUGAUAUAUGGAAUAAAACGUGGUACCCGAAGGCUGCAGAUCAUGUGAACACAGAAAAACCUUGGUAUGUGGUUGAUGCCACUGAUAAGAUUUUGGGAAGACUAGCUUCGACCAUUGCCAAUCAUAUCCGAGGGAAGGAUUUGCCAACCUAUACUCCUAGUGUGGAUAUGGGGGCUUUUGUGAUUGUGGUAAAUGCAGAAAAAGUUGCGGUGUCUGGUAAAAAGAGGACUCAGAAACUAUACAGGAGGCAUUCAGGGCGACCGGGUGGUAUGACUGUAGAAACUUUUGACCAGCUACAGCAGAGAAUUCCUGAAAGAAUUAUCGAGCAUGCUGUUCGUGGUAUGCUUCCAAAAGGGAGGCUUGGAAGAGCACUCUUUAACCACUUGAAGGUUUACAAAGGACCAGACCAUCCACACGAGGCACAAAAGCCAGUUGAGCUGCCAAUUAGGGACAAAAGGAUAAACAAAGAAAGAUAGUAUAUGAACUACUAAGAGCAAACAAUGGACGAAGAGACAACGCUCUCUUGUAUGAGGUUUUCUAUGUUCAUAUAAUCGAGUUAGAGUUUCCAUGCUUCAACUCAAUUUGAUAUCAGCAUUUGUUCUGUAAUUUGAUUCCAAAUUCUAGUAUCUUAAUCCAAAGUUGCGUUUGCAAAGUUAUUAAA
Molecule: messenger RNA, 1135 nt
Organism: Cucumis melo (muskmelon)
Lineage: Eukaryota; Viridiplantae; Streptophyta; Magnoliopsida; Cucurbitales; Cucurbitaceae
Product: 50S ribosomal protein L13, chloroplastic
Exons: 4
Coding region: 204-950 (248 amino acids)
Biological process (GO): translation; negative regulation of translation
Cellular component (GO): ribosome; cytosolic large ribosomal subunit
Molecular function (GO): mRNA binding; structural constituent of ribosome
Source: RefSeq, a predicted model, not a curated record